Messenger RNA from Menidia menidia (Atlantic silverside), 4999 nucleotides. The record is from the annotation of a GenBank genome assembly. Lineage: Eukaryota; Metazoa; Chordata; Actinopteri; Atheriniformes; Atherinopsidae.
GGCUUUGUCGUAAGGGGGAUUUUUUUUUCUUUUUUUUUGUGUUGGUGUUGGUCCUUUUUUAUUUUUUUUACACACAACUUGUCUGAGAAGUCGCCCGCUGCUGCAGCUGCCGCUCCCGGAGGUGGCUGUUUGCUCGGAGCUCUUUUUUUCGGACAAAGUGUGAAACAAGUGUCAAGGAAGAGAGCAACAGAUGUUUCUGGUGGACAUGCAGCCGGCUGAGGAAUGAGGGCAGCGGCGAGGCACCGGCGGCCCUUCCAGCGGUUCUGCUGCUGUGGACUCGGGCUGGUCGCCGUCUUCUGGCUCGCACAGGUCAUCCAGGCACCAGACACAAAGUCCUCCGGGCUCCAGCCAGGCGUGAAUGGUGAACUGCUGCGAUGGACACGCAGGCUGAUGCAGGAGAACUCAGACAACCAGAGCCUGCAGGAGCCUCGAGCAGCCAUCCAUGAGUUUCCAGAGGACAUCUUUACCAAGGAGCAGAGGAAAAAUGGGGCCGUGGUUCUGCAUGCAAUUUGUGCCAUCUACAUGUUCUACGCUCUGGCCAUCGUCUGUGAUGACUACUUUGUCCCCUCACUGGAGAAAAUAUCAGAGAACCUGCAGCUCAGUGAGGAUGUGGCCGGGGCCACGUUCAUGGCUGCGGGAAGCUCCGCCCCGGAACUUUUCACCUCUCUCAUCGGUGUCUUCAUCACCAAAGGGGACGUCGGGGUCGGCACCAUCGUGGGCUCAGCUGUCUUCAACAUCCUGGUCAUCAUCGGGCUGAGUGGGAUCUUUGCAGGACAGACAGUGGUUCUGACUUGGUGGUCACUUUUUAGAGAUUCCUCUUACUACAUCCUCUCCGUCCUGGCCCUCAUCAUGGUUAUCUAUGAUGCCAGAGUGGUCUGGUGGGAGUCCUUGAUGCUGAUGACCAUGUAUGCGAUCUACAUCAUAAUCAUGAAGUUCAACUCCCAGUUGUCGGUGCUGGUGACGCGUCAGGUCCGGGGCGGCGGGUCGUGCUGCCGCAGGUCAGAGGAGCAGCGGGACAGUAAGAUGGGGGAGGAGGCUCUGGCGUGCAACACCUCCUUGGUUCUUCUCAACAAAGGCCAAGCCCACGGCCAGGAGAACCCUCCGGUCAUCAUGGUGGACGAGCUGCUCAUCCUCAACCCCCACAAGCUGUCCUUCUCAGAGGCCGGCCUGCGCAUCAUGAUCACCCCCCACUUCUCGCCCCGCACCAGGCUGACCAUGGCCGGACGCGUGCUCAUCAGUGAGAGACAGCGGCUGAUCAGGAGCUCCAGGCACCAGCGGGACGGCGACGGCGGCCCCGGGUCGAGAGGCGGCUCCACCAGCAACAGCCUGAAGAGGACGGGCUCCUGCAGCCUGGAAAACGGAGGCGGGAGACCCGGGCCGAUGGACGCCGAGUCAGCGGACAAACCGGGGGGGCCGGAGUGGGUCAUCACCUGGCCGCUGGGCCUGCUGCUCUACUGCACCGUGCCUAACUGCAUCCGGCCACGCUGGCACCGCUGGUUCAUGGUCACCUUCGUGGCCUCCACCCUGUGGAUAGCCAUUUUCUCCUACCUCAUGGUGUGGAUGGUCACCAUCAUCAGCUUCACACUCGACAUCCCGGACUACAUCAUGGGCAUAACCUUCCUGGCGGCGGGGACCAGCGUGCCCGACUGCAUGGCAAGUCUGAUUGUAGCUCGACAAGGCAUGGGGGACAUGGCAGUGUCUAACUCCAUUGGCAGCAAUAUCUUUGACAUCUUGCUGGGUUUGGGCUUCCCUUGGGCUCUGCGGACCCUCGUGGUGGACAAUGGAUCUGUAGUCUCCAUAAAUAAUAAAGGACUUGUAUAUUCCGUCGUCCUGCUGCUAGCAUCAGUGUUUCUGACGGUGACGAGUGUUCAUCUGAACCACUGGAGGCUGGACCGCCGGCUGGGUCUGGGCCUGUUGUUUCUCUAUGCCAUCUUCCUUCUCUGCUCCAUCCUCUUCGGGCAGAUGUAAGGCCUCGGGCCUGGAAAAAGCCCACCCGUCAGUCGACUAGUUACAUUUCUACCAGACGUCUUCUAACCCGAAGCCAAAAAAAAAAACAGAAAAAAGAAAAGCAGUGACAGUGUUGUUGUGUUCCUCGUAGAAACGUCUGUGCUCCUCUGUAGGAAUCACUCCGGUGAUAAUGUCCAGCUACACUAACAGACACGUUUUUUUUGUCUUUUUUGAACAGUGCUGUGUUUGGUUACAGUGUUUCGGUAUUAAGUAGGGUGACUUAGCAAAAAAGAAAGAAACAUUUAAAUAUAUCACAGGCUAAGAGAUGGCGGUAGCAGUGUUUGUAGGUCUUGAUUUACAUGAUAAAAGGAAGCGACACCGACCGCAGCAUCCUCGGAAACGGAACUUUUCUACUCCUCAGUUUUUCUGCAGUGCUGCUGCUCUUUAAUGGCAAACCUAAUGAUGAUACGGGAACCAAACCUGAGCUGAAAUUUGCAUCUCUUAACUUAAUUUUGUGCUGUUUUCGGUUCUCCCAGUGCUUUUUCUGCUACCACCUUCUCAAUUGUCAAGCUCAGCCUUUCCAGCUUCACCUCCAAGUUACCAUACAGUCCAGCAGACAAACACAAAUCUCAGCUUCCUCGGAUCGAUUUUUUGUUUUUGUUUUUCUCUAUCAAAUGCCACGCUGCCCCAGUUCAAUUAAAGCAAUAAGCCCUUAGAGGUUCUGAUUCAGAAUAACUCUGUAUAAUUAGUUGUUUGUAUUUUUAGUGUUUGAGAAAGCUGCUGAAGCUAAGCAAAUUAAUGCUUACAAGCUCCUUCAACAACACCACUGUAAGCACAAGUCUUUUCUGAUAGACCAACUUUACAAGCUUCCACCUGGUGCUGGGCACACUCUCGCUUAGUUUAUUUUUUUUCAAAUUUAUUUUUAUCCGACAGCACUUAUAAAACAGUUCGAGCAGGUUUUGCACAGUUGCGAUUUUAUGGGAGGGGGAAUUAAGCGUUAAAAAGAUCCUCCAACAAAAGCCAAGCACAGGAAGAAGAAGAAGAAGAAGGAAAAAAAGCUCUUGAGAACAGGCCCAGAGGCUUGUAGACGUGUCAGAAGGCCAAACCCACAGAUGAUUUCUACUGCUGUGUCAUGCAUGGAGCUGCUUUUACAGAUUCCUUUUCUGAAUGUACACCCUAGCUGAUGUUAGCGUUAGUGUGAACAUAUAGAAUCCAAAUGUAGCAGGUGGCACCGAGUUACAGAGGUCUGAACAGCCAAUAAAAAAGGAGAACAUGUGUGUCAGAGACUUUAGAGUAGUCAGUAUAAAAAAAAUGCACAAUAUCUUGACAAUAUUUUUGCCUAACUACUUCAAAACAGCAAGCACUAGUACAACAAGGUACGCAAAUAGACAAACUUAGUAUUUCUGUAUUUUUCAGUCUUAUGAAUAUGAAAUCUAAUAUAUAAUGUACUUAUGAGUGUCACAAACUUUGAUGACUGAGUGCAGGUUUAGUCAUUUACGUCAUGUUUAGGUACGACAAUCGAUGUUUGCAAUGUUUCUUGUACAUUUAAUAGGAUGAUUUCAGUUUGGUGGAACAUUUUUAAGUUGAAGAAACACUCCAAGCAGGCUAAGACGCACACGCAUGCAGUCACAUGAGGAAGAAAGUGCAACGUCUCGGUUCUGCUGUUCUUUUUUCAUUUUUUUCUUUUCAGUGUUUUGGGAUUUAAAAAUCAUCUGGACCUCACGGGGUCCUAAAAGCAGGUAAAUGAAACCUAUUUUACAAUAACAUGACACCCGGUUAUUUAUUAAACAGGAACCGUGGGGAAAACAAAUGAAAUCUUUACUUAUAGUGCAAAAUUUAGGAAUGUUAUAAUAAAAAGUUCUAAUGAAUAAUGACAGUAAAGCAGGUUUUAACUUCCUGUAUGAUCUGUACAGGACUGAAUCCAAGUUUGGGCCUUUUUGUAAAGCCUCAGAACCAGAGAUGAUGCUUUGUUCAUCUCACAGACUGUACAUUUACAACAUGUGCGUUUCGAUGGCAAAAGAUGCUGCAUUUUCAUUUCUGACCAACUGUUCCUCUGUCAUCCGGGAACGGAAAAAAAAGUUCAACAAUGUGGGCACAUUUUUAACUUUAUGGAGGAACCUUCGGUAUUUGGUAUUUUUGCUUAUGUCUGUGAAUUCUAAAUGUUCCAUCAAAGGGAUACUAUCGACUUUUUUUUUAAUGAUUGUACAAUAAUUAUCUUCGUCCACUUGACAAUACUUUUUACUGUUUUUAAAUGUUCAAAUUACUUAUAGUUUUACAGGACUGAAUUUAUGAAAGAGACUUGUUUUGUGGUAUUUUGAUAUUUUUUGAAAAAUACAUACUUGUGAAUUAUUGUAACAGAAUGAAUGCGUAUUUGUGUGUUCAAUGGACUGUGAAGGCGUUAAAAAAAAAAUCUAAACUAGCACUAUUCUUAUCCAUCAUUAGUUACCUUUUGCCUCCAUUUUUGUAUCAACCAACACGCUCCACCUUGUCGUUUUCACAAAAAGAGAAAAGGAAAAGACCUGCAGGUCCAAAUGGAGUUUAGAGAAAAUGCAAAGGUCCUGAAAAUGUUUUAAUCUCAACCAAAAAAUGCCAAACUGGGACAAGUUUUUCUACUGCUUUGUUUACUGUAAUGAUUAAAUUGGGAAUAUAACUGCAUAGCAAUAAGUAAAGAUACAAGGCAUUUCCUUCUUUAAUUGAACGUGUUAGUCCUAACGUUUCCUUUUUUUGGGGUCUUACCAGAGGCAGAAGUUGUCUCUCUGUAUCCUCUUCAUCUCCGUCCUCAUUUUCCCGGCAGAUGAGUCACAGCAGCCUGUGACGCUGACGUGCUCUUUCGCUCAGCUGUCAGGACCCGCUGUCAUACCUCCUGAUCCAGUACUAAUAAUAAUCCCAUUAAUCCAAACACGCUGAACUCAGUUCUCCAAAGACUAUUCUCUUCAUUCUGUCGUGAUGUUGGAGGUAGAUGACAUUUUAGAAUCAAAUUUACUGCUUUAGAGAUUGUAAUGGAUCCUAGAUGACUGUUGUAUUUUGAGUGCAAUAAAAGGAAAAAGUGCAA